GCGCCCGGGGCGGCCGCGGGCAUGGGAGGCUCCUCCUGGCUGUGGGCGCUGCGCGCCGCCCGCCUCCUCUCCAUAGCCGGCGGCGGGAGGGUUCCGGCGGCGCGGCCGUGUGGCCCGGGCUGCGCGCCCGCCGCUUGUGCCGCUCGGUCCGCCGGCUCCGCGUCCUCAAGCUCUGGGGAUGAGGCUCUGAGGGACAGACGUGCUCGGAUCCUGUCACGCGGGCUGCCGAAGCAGAAGCCCAUAGAAGGAGUUAAGCAGGUGGUGGUCGUGGCUUCUGGAAAAGGGGGAGUUGGAAAAUCAACAACAGCAGUAAAUAUAGCCCUCGCCCUAGCAGCAAAUGAUUCGACAAAAGAAGUUGGUUUACUUGAUGCAGACAUAUAUGGACCUUCAAUUCCAAAGAUGAUGAACUUAAAAGGAAACCCAGAAUUAACACCAAAAAAUCUAAUGAGGCCCCUUAAGAACUAUGGAAUCGCAUGCAUGUCUAUGGGUUUCUUGAUAGAAGAGACUGCCCCAGUUGUGUGGAGAGGGCUCAUGGUAAUGUCAGCUGUUGAAAAAUUGUUGAGACAGGUUGACUGGGGUCAACUGGACUAUUUAGUAAUUGACAUGCCACCUGGGACUGGAGAUGUACAGCUGUCAGUAUCACAGAAUAUUCCCAUUGCAGGAGCUGUGAUUGUCUCCACUCCACAAGAUGUGGCUUUAUUGGAUGCACGCAAAGGAGCUGAAAUGUUUAGAAAAGUCCACGUACCUGUUUUAGGGCUGGUUCAAAAUAUGAGUGUUUUCCAGUGUCCCAAAUGUAAGCAUGAGACACAUAUUUUUGGAGCUGAUGGCGUAAGAGAUCUAGCGAAAACCCUUGGAUUGGAUAUUUUGGGAGACAUUCCACUGCAUGUUAAUAUACGGGAGACGUGUGAUUCAGGACAGCCUAUUGUGAUCUCUCAGCCUCAAAGUGAUGCUGCUAAAGCCUAUCUAAAGAUAGCCAUGGAAAUAGGAAGAAGACUACCAGUACCUUCUGCUUGAAGCAUUUGCCACUGAAACUUAUCAAAAAAGUGACCUUUGAUGCAUCCAGUUCAGAAGAGUCUUGCUACCUAAUUACAUGGAGGGUGUAUGUUUGUUCUAGGAACUCCUUUAGGAAUUAAUUUACCAGAGGUUAAAUUAUGAUUGUGAUAAUUACUAUUUUUAAAAUUACUGUUUGGCCAUAUCGAACUGGAUUCAAGUAUGCAGAUGAUGACAGACAAUAUUUAACUACUGAAUUUCAACAUCAUCAAGCAAGAAGGGAUGAAGUACAAUUUUCACAUAUGUCCUGUUUUAAGGUCAAGGAUGAAAACCAGCCUCUCCAUGCCAGGAGAAKGAUUAGAGGUAUGCUAAGGCAUCAAUCCUGCUUUAAAAAUUAAAUUUUCAAUUCUGUAAUUUCUUUCAGUUUUGGUUCAGCUUUCUACAUGUUUAACUGUCAAACUAGCUUUAAGUUCUUCAAGAUUUUAAGAAACAAAAUCAGUUGUGCAGCUGCUCUACUUUUGAGUGUUCAUCUUAAAAGAAAAUGAAAAAAUUCCACAUGCACUCUGAAGAGUUCUUGUGAUGGAUGAGGAGCAAAUUCAUUCAUUAUUGGAUGAAGUUCGAUUGUGAGGCAAUUCACAGUUUAGUGGAGAAUGGAUUACAYGACCCUGAGGCUUGUUUCUCGGCUGUUUUGCAUUAUAAUGAACCCAGACAGAAGACAAGGUAACCGAGGUCUUCACUGAAAACCAGAUGUUUUGCCUGAGCUCAGUUUGCCAGGGAAUGCAAAUCAUCAAGAUAAAUUAAAUUUAUGAUUGCAUAUUCCUAUUACAGUGCAGCAACUUGGAAUUUAAAUAUGAAGAUAUAUUUUUGAAGUAAAGAAAUAUUUGGUCUUCAAACUAUGUGGCCUUCUGGUUUGUUUUUCAUUGCUURUGAUCUUUAUUUUUGUGUUGGUGUGUGGAAGUAAAAGAUUAUGCCUUCAGGGAAUGAGUUUUCAUUUACAAUUAGAUGUUUGGGUUGACAUUUAGGCUUUUCCAUCUACUCAGUCAAGUAUGGAUAUCUUAAACAUACACUGUAACCCUACCAUAAGGUGAAUCUAACCAUUCUAAGGAGUUCUGCUAUUGACCUGUGAGUGACCAAAAUUCUUUGUAUUCCAAAUACUUUGUUAGAAUUUUGGAUGUAGUUGUUUUUUCUUACUGAGGUGAUACAACAUAAAAACUUGGUAUACRUUUACAUUAAGAAUAUUUAAGUAAUAUGUACCCAGAGUUUACAUGGAGAAUCUAGACACAAGUGAUGAGUUGAAUUUCAAGCUUAGAUGAUUUUUUGCAAAUCAUACAAUAUGCAAAUUGUAUAGUCUGAAACUUUGGAUUUUUUUGCUUCAAGUCAAUCUCUGAAUCUCUUCCCCGCACCCUCCCCCAUGAGAGCUCAUAUCAGUGGUCAGCUUUUUCAGGAGUGUAUUGUCAUGGUCUGUAGAAC
This is a messenger RNA of Malurus melanocephalus (red-backed fairy wren), 2460 nucleotides long. It is a transcript of the gene NUBPL, whose product is annotated as NUBP iron-sulfur cluster assembly factor, mitochondrial. The coding region runs from base 22 to 1014 and encodes 330 amino acids. Gene Ontology annotation, molecular function: 4 iron, 4 sulfur cluster binding; ATP-dependent FeS chaperone activity; ATP binding. Gene Ontology annotation, cellular component: mitochondrion. NCBI's taxonomy places the organism in Eukaryota, Metazoa, Chordata, Aves, Passeriformes, Maluridae. The record is from RefSeq and is a predicted model, not a curated record. The transcript is spliced from 11 exons. Gene Ontology annotation, biological process: mitochondrial respiratory chain complex I assembly; iron-sulfur cluster assembly.